Messenger RNA from Triticum turgidum subsp. durum (durum wheat), 1056 nucleotides. Lineage: Eukaryota; Viridiplantae; Streptophyta; Magnoliopsida; Poales; Poaceae. The record is from the annotation of a GenBank genome assembly.
AUGCAACCUUCGGAGUCGCACAAGGAGGCAAAACUGGAGGUGCAGCACUACCAACCUGAGCUGCUGAGGGCAGCUCGGAUGGGCCUUCUGCACCAACUACGUGAUAUUCUGGGCAGUGACAAUAUAACUAUCACACCGGUUGUGUUGGAGCCUGUAGUCAUGAUCGACAUUGAGAGGGUCGACAUCGACGUUGAAAGGGUGGACACCCUGGAGAUGGACUCGAUCCUCCAUGUCGUUGCGGCGAGCGGCGAUGAAGAGAACUUCUUGGAGUGCGCAAGCGUGAUUCACGAGAAGGCCAAGCACCUCCUGGACGCAGGCAAUAGCAAGGGUGAUACGCCCUUUCAUUGCGCUGCAAGAGCUGGCGGGGUGGAGAUGCUCUCUCGUCUCAUCCAUCUGGCAAGAGCCGACGGCGGGCAUGCAAGGGUGACGGAUGUGCUGAGAAAGCAGAACAAGAAAGGCGAGACGGCCCUUCAUGAGGCCCUCCGCUUGGCCAACAAGAAAACUAUGAAGGAAAUGGUUAAAAAGUUAAUGGAGGUGGAUCCAGAAUUGGCUUGCAUUCCGCAUUGCGACGCUACAUCGCCCUUGUACCUGGCCGUCUCACUAGGACAUGAUGAUAUUGCAGUCUUUUUGCAUUCGGAGAACGAGAAGCUGUCCUACUCUGGACCAUAUGGACAAAACGUCUUGCAUGUCGCCGUGCUUAGGGGCAAAGAGAUUACAAAGAAGUUACUGGACUGGAACAAGGCCCUCACCAAACAAGCGGACAAAUUGACUGGAAGUACGCCUCUUCAUAUUGCCAUAUCAUGGGGGAGUCAAAGCAAGGAGGUGAUCAAACUACUAUUGCACUGUGACGAAUCUGCCGCAUUUCAAAGCGACAAUAGUGGGUCGUUCCCUAUACAUGUGGCAGCAACGCUAAGUUCACGGUCUACACUUCGCGUGUUGCUGGACACGGUGCCCACAUGCGCAGGACUGCGUGAUGGUAAUGGCCAGACCUUCCUGUUAGACUUAAUCUUGAUUCCAUGUAUCUGCAUAUUUAGUUUGCUUUCGUUGUGCAUGUAG